ACUACUGCUACUACUACUACCGCCAGUCUGUGCUAGCUAAGACCUGCUUCCUGAUCCUGGUCUAUGCACCUGCAAUGACAAGCAAGACUCCAUGUCCACAUUUGCUCUCAAUUUCGCCACAGACAAGCGCACCUUUGCCAUCCAAGUUCGCUGCGUCGCUGUUCUCAGACGCGCUGCAAUCCCCUUGACUUGCUUAUCUGGGCCCUCUCAUCUGAUCACCACGACAGAUCAAGCUGCUCUUGCCUGUAUCAAGCAGUCCCUGUAUACAAGUCGCUUUGAUGCGUCUGGAGAAACGCAUCGAUGUCUGUUGAUUGAAGCUAAUGAAUCGCGUUGGUUGCUCUAUGGACAAAAACAGCUGGAUGCGAUGCAGGUGCGCUUCUUUGCUCGUGUUCUUGUUCCUAUGGCAACAAUCGAGCAACGCAGAUUACUGCUAGAUGUCAAGCCAAGGGCGGAUAGAGGUGCACAAUUCUUGUCGUUAAGAAAACGAAGGGCUGUGGAUACGUUUGUCAAGGAGAGCAAGAAGAAGAAGCAAGUACGUCGCAUUUCGCCACAAAAAGUGGUGGUGGUGUCGGAAGCAGCAUCGCAAGCAGCUUCGUCUGUUGGUCCAAGUGGUGCCGACCCCACUACAUCGUCCUCUGGUCCGAGUAGCACCAUUCAGCAGCGUCUCGAUACGGCAACGACGAGAAAAGCAACAGCAAAGGAGAAGCAGACUGUAUCGAGUCUUCCGCCAGCACAAGCACAAGAGAGACGUGCAAAGGAUAAAUUGAAACGUAUCAUCUUGACCUCAUUGCGUGCUCAAGGUAUCGACAAGGGUCAUACGCAAUUUGGUGAUUUAUUUCAACAUACCUUGCAAGCUGGCUCCUUUGCCCUUCGACAAACAUCAUGGACGCCAGAGCUGGCAUGGGAGCGAAAGGCGAUUGGUGUUGUGGAGGACUUGUUGAGGAUGUUUAGGUGAACUUUCUCGAUUGAGCCUUGUCUUCUGCUACAUUGGGUAACGCAUGCUUUGCCAAGGGCUUACUAUCUUCUACCUGUUGGGAACUGCAUAUCAGGGACAACUAUUUUCGGUCAUGUCGAGCGUGACAUUGACACGCAACAGAGCAGGAGUCCUGUAUCUGCGUCCCAGGCCCGACAGCGUGUCAGUAGGCCUCGGCUUGUGUAAAAAGGAACCAGUCACUUUUGCCAUGCAUCUGCUGACUGUGAUUGAUGCUUGUGUAGAGUAUGCCCUUCUGUAUUGGAUAGAAUGCGAUGGAUCAAGUGAGAGAGAGAGUGAGAG
Molecule: messenger RNA, 1273 nt
Organism: Protomyces lactucae-debilis
Lineage: Eukaryota; Fungi; Ascomycota; Taphrinomycetes; Taphrinales; Protomycetaceae
Exons: 1
Coding region: 92-955 (287 amino acids)
Source: RefSeq, a predicted model, not a curated record